Messenger RNA from Lactuca sativa (garden lettuce), 791 nucleotides. Its product is annotated as peptidyl-prolyl cis-trans isomerase FKBP15-1. Gene Ontology annotation, cellular component: endoplasmic reticulum. Gene Ontology annotation, molecular function: peptidyl-prolyl cis-trans isomerase activity. Lineage: Eukaryota; Viridiplantae; Streptophyta; Magnoliopsida; Asterales; Asteraceae. Gene Ontology annotation, biological process: protein peptidyl-prolyl isomerization. The record is from RefSeq and is a predicted model, not a curated record.
UUGGAUGACCCGCGUCAUCAGGCCUCCCACUGAAGCAACAAAACGUAAGGGCGGUUCGGUCGAAACGCAAAAAUGGCGAAUUUGAGUCUGACCUCUGCAAUGAAGGGAUGCUCUGUGUUGCUUCUGCUAAUUGCCGCCACACUUGUUUCGGCAAAGAAGUCCGGUGAUGUCACGGAGUUACAGAUCGGCGUCAAGUUCAAACCAGCAUCUUGUGAAAUCCAAGCACACAAAGGUGAUAGGGUGAAAGUUCAUUAUCGGGGGAAACUUACUGAUGGAACUGUUUUCGAUUCCAGCUUUGAAAGGGGUGACCCAAUUGAAUUCGAACUUGGUACUGGUCAGGUGAUAAAAGGAUGGGAUCAGGGACUAUUGGGAAUGUGUGUUGGGGAGAAGCGUAAGUUGAAGAUACCUUCAAAGCUGGGUUAUGGAGACCAGGGUUCACCACCUACUAUCCCAGGUGGGGCUACACUUAUAUUUGAUACGGAGCUUAUUGCUGUCAAUGAUAAAGGAUCAGAUGGAGGAGACACCAAUAACAACAGUGAGCUAUGAGUAUGAUCACAAGAAUCCAGAUCAUGACCUUUUAGUAGGAGGAGAGAAUUCUAGAUUUGAUACUUUAAUUUUGUUCCCUAGUAUCUUCAAAAACAAAACAUACAUGUCUUGUACAAGUAUUUGGGAGUUGGGACACCAUUUUAACUCCUUGUUUCACUUAGGUUGAAGUGACGAGGUUAGAGAACUUAAUAUUGAUAUUUUAAAGCAAUUCAGAAAACUAAACAAAAAGAUGAAAACUAUCACCA